Molecule: messenger RNA, 8531 nt
Organism: Schistosoma curassoni
Lineage: Eukaryota; Metazoa; Platyhelminthes; Trematoda; Strigeidida; Schistosomatidae
Source: the annotation of a GenBank genome assembly
GCAUACGUAACACGUGGCCCAACGAUCUCAGUCGAUGAAGAUUCACAACCUCAUCAACUGGUUUACCAUCAUUCCCUAAUACCUUGCGUCUAACCUCACUAUUACUUACCCGGUGAUCCCAGCAGACGCCAGCAAUAUUUCUAAGGCAUCUGUGGUCAAAUACUAGUAGCUUACGAGUGUCUUCUACUCUUAAAGGCCAUGUUUCGCUGCCGUAAAGUAAAACAGAACGGACUGCCGCGCAGUAUACUCGUCCUUUUAUUGAUAGACGGAUAUCUCGCCUUCGCCAAAGGUGACGCAAGUUGGCAAAAGCCAAACGAGCUUUUCGAAUCCGUGCUGAGAUUUCGUCCGAUACCAGCCCAUUAAGGCUGAUCAGACUUCCAAGAUAAGUGAAGUUGUCGACGCGUUCGACUACUUCACUCCCUAUCCUUAGUUCAGGUGUUGAGACAGACCAGUCCUGAAGCAACAACUUGCAUUUAGAGGGAGAGAAGCGUAUUCCAAACAUUCUGGCAUUGUUGCUUAGUGCUACGAAAAGACUCUGCAUUUUGUCAGCAUCUUCUCCGAACAGGACUAUGUCAUCUGCGUAUUCUAAGUCGAUAAGUGGACCUCCUGGAUGGAGAUCAAUACCCGAGAACUCAGUCGACGAGAAAGUUAUUUCCAUCAGUAGAUCUAUGAUGAAGUUAAACAAAAAUGGGGAAAGUAGACAGCCUUGACGAACACCACUUGAGGUUUCUUUGUAUGGUAUGGUAUGGUAAACCCCGGAGUUCUGGAAUUGUACGAGUAGCUGCCCUCUAUACUUUUUCCAGGAUACCCGAGUCACCUUUUAAAUAGGGGCUUGCAGCAUGAACGCAGUUCUCAAGCUUAAUUCUCACUAAGGUUUUGUAUACUGUAGUGAACACGGUAGUAUUUAACUUAGUGAAUGUCCGUCUUAAAGCCCAAGGAGUUCUAAACCCCUUAGCUGCGACCUCCGUGCAACGAGCCGUAGUCUUGAGAUCAUGACUCACUAUCACCCCAAGAUCCUUAUGAGACUGGACUAUGGGUACAGGCACUUCCUCUAUUCUGUACCUAUCAACCUUUGUAUCCCCAAAUCGGAUGUAGACACACUUUGCCGCGUUGAUAGGCAUCAGCCUCUCUUUAGACCAGUUAGUCACAUUAUUUAAGUAUGCCUGAAGUGCGCAUGCAUCUGCGUUUCCCGUUAUUACUCGUCAGAUUUUUACAUCGUCAGCGUAUAAUAUCAUUGGGGACUGUACUAUACUUGGGAGAUCAAUUAUAUACAGUAGUAAAAGUAAAGGACCGAGGACAGAAUUUUGAGGUAGUCCACUAAGUUCGGGUCUUCAGGUGGAGCACUUGGAGUUUACUCUUACUUUCUGUAUACGACCUACUAGGAAAUCUUUAGGCCGUUUUAAAAGAGGUCCGGCAAUACCAAGAUAUUCUAACUUUAAUAGCGGUCUAUUUGUUGGCACGUUGUUAAAUGCCUUACUAAAGUCUAUGUAGACAACAUUCACUGGUUUUCCAUUGUCUAGUGCCUUUAUCCAUUGCUCCCUUGCUAUAAUGAGAUUUGUUGUGCAAGAUAACCCUUUUUGAAACCAUGUUGUGUGCUGUUUAACAAGUUGGCUUCCACAAAUGCCAUUAUGGUCUUUUUGACUAUUCUUUCCCGUAUCUCAACUACGACAUUGGUGAGGCUGACAGGUCUGUAGUUCGAUGGACGUUGUCCUGUUUUGUGUAUUGGAGUGACGAUUGCAUCCUUUCAGUCCACAGGUAACACACCGUGGCCAAUUGACAUACUGAAUAUCACAGUUAGUGGGGCUACGAUAUAUUGUUCAGUUUGUUUCAGGAUUUUGGGGUAUAGUUCAUCUGGUCCUAUUGACUUGUCCAUGUCCAAGGUACUAAGAGUCUUAAGUACAUCGUCUUGAUCAAAGUCCACGGUGAGCAGACGGUUUUCGACUUUGUAUUUGGGUCUGGUCCUUUGUCUAGAAGAAGUUCCUGAGUGAAAACUGCCUCAAAAUAGUUAGCCAUAGCCUCCGCGUUUUCCCGAUCAUCCUCCAUUAUUUCAGAUUCACUCCCUUCUUUAAUCAGGCUGGGAAUCCAAUGGUGCAUCCUUGUUCUGUAAUUUAUGUACGAGAAUAAUCUCUUAGGCUACUUGAUUGCAGAUUAUGCUAAAUGCAUUUCAUAUUUUCUCUUGGCUUCCGGAAUUUUAAUUAUACACUUAUUUCGUAUCGACCUGUAGAAUUCCAUCGUAUUUGCAGCGUUCAAGGCUGAUGACAACGCUCCAACAUUUCUUCUUUUAUCUUAGUAAACGUCGAAUAUCCCGGCCUAUCCAGGGAUGGCUGUGCUUCUUUUCUUUGGGACUAUCCAGGGUGUGUAUGGUUGAGUUACCCGGUUGUAUGCCUGUCUUUUCUACUGAUGCCCCCCUUGUAAAGCAUCCAAGUGUCAGCCGACACUUCAGAGUUUAUGCCCUCUAUGUUCUCACUGGUAAUCACAUGAGCACCACUCACUGUUAAUUAUUUUGUUGAAACCUAUUUAGCAAAAGUCAUCUUGCUGCACCACAUCAUCUAAUGUUGCGACAUAUAAGCUUAGUUGAUCCCUACAACUUAUAAUCACUAUAUCCCAAUUAAAUCGUUUCCCGUCUUAUACUAAACUGCAUACUUGCAGCUGACUUGUAUGCACCAUCAGCCGGUAGGUAUAUAUAUAAAUAAAUAGUCUAUGGCAAAUCAAGACAUUGAGUUUCGAGCAUGUAUUUUACGAAUACACUGAUGUUUAACUAAUUGCUGUUAGCUACUCGUCCGAAUUUCACAUACUUGUCACUAUUCACAUACUAAAACACUUUUUGAUAACCAUUCAUAUGUAUUGGUAGUAUUACUGAAUUCUAUCACGGUCAGGUAAAAAUGAGGUCGAGAAAAUCUCGUAACUGAAUAAACCGUAUCAUUUUAUUACUGUGCACUUUUAUAUCCUAGAUGGUUUUGAGUAUCCAUGGUCAUUGGCGUGGUAGCUCAACUUCUGAACUGAUAGUUGUUUGCUGCUAGUGUUCAUGAGUUUAUGACUUUCAGGUUGUGUUAUCGACCUACUAUGUUGUAGCAGUUCGGUCGUAAAGAUGGUGAAGAGCAUACCUACUUUUAAAAAUGAUCGCAAAUUUCUCUUUCCGAGGUCGAAAUCCAGAGUGAAAUGAUUUUGUUCACAACUUUACUGAGGCUGUUGAUGUUUUAAGCGCAAAGUGGAAUUCAACUGUUUGUUUUCAAAAAUUGCACUUAAAAUGGAGCCAAGGUCUAGGACUUUUUUCCAGACUAAAACUAGGCUUCAGCUUACUUGUCAGUUGCAUAAAUUAAGCGAAAUCCGGAUUCGUUUAUACCUGUGAAAGGGGUCACUGGUCAUUUACCACUUUAUUUCCUUGAUAACCAACCUCAAGAAACGGUCUAAUUUGACCACCGAGGUUCUUUUCCUGCUGUCAUGUUGACCUUGCUUUUUUUACACAGAAGUCGAUGUAGUCUGUUUUGAUAUUCAUUCUGGGAAGGUCUUUGUUAUGUGCUUGGGACAAUUAACUGUUUGUGUAGAUUUUUUUUCGGCCCAAUUCACUUAUCUGUCCUAAUUUUAGUGAGGAUUGACAUUUUCCCUCGUUUAUACCGUCUUUAAUUUUGGAAAAGUUUCUUCAUAUCAAUCUCAUUUUGGAGAGCGAAUAUUUAUUUAUUAUAAAAUAUGUAUAGUUAUCUGAUAAAAGUUAUAUCUCUUGUAAUCUUUCGUUAGGCUAGCCAUGUAUUUCUUCAGUCAAAGCUACAUUACCUAGCAAGAAAUUAUUUAGCAGUUGGUAUAUAGUUUAUUGGCUAGUAAAGGAUUUUUUUAAUGAUCUCUUAAUAUCAUUAAUGUAAUGCUUUGUGUCAGAUUUAAUCAUUGUAUAUGUAAUCUGGUUCACAACCCCACAAGGUAAUAAGGAGUUAAUGCAGCCCAGUUUUAUUUUGCAUGGGGUCACGUGUUUAAACUGGCGAGUCAAAGACCCAGCAAGAUCUCUUCAUAUUUGUUUAAAUUCUGUGAUUAGUGCAGAUUACCUUAGUUUUAUACCAGAUUUUAUUAAGUGGAUUUCCUACUUCUUAUUCAGAGUUUAGUAAUUCAAACACCAUAAUGGUUGUCGAAUCAGACGACUCUGGUUUUCGCCAACUGGAAUACUUCUCUUUAGUUUCAAAAGUUUGCACAGAAUUAACAAAUCAUUUGGGUUUAGAUGACAAAGUCCUGGCUGAAUUUGUUAUUCAUUUGGCUAAGAAAAAUCCGACUUUUGAAAAAUUCAAAAGUGCUUUGGAAAAGAAAGGCGCAGAGUUUACGGACCCAUUAAUAGCCAGUAUUUUACGCCUAGUUGAGAAAAUGCUUCCAAAGAAGGAGAAAGUUACUAAAAAGAAGGCAUUAACAUCUUCAUCUAACAAGAAAGAUUCUGAGUUAGAUGUUGUCAAAAACAAACUAGAAUUGAGAAAGCGACUUUUACCUGCUUUGUGUAUGCCAAAUGAAGAUCCAAACGACGAGCGAUUGAAUGUGGAAUCUGAAAAUGUAGAACCGUGCAGUGAUACUGAUAAAAAGGAUGGGAUUCGUAACAAAUUCGUUCAUCCUGAUGAACUGGAAGAGGAAUUCCAUAGUGAUAAUAUCAAUAAUAAAAAAGAUUGUGUAGAUGACGUCGAAGCUUUGGCUAUGAUUAAAGACUUGGAAUUAUUGUUAUCCGGUGCUAAGGAAGCAUCAUUAUCUAAGUCAAAGCCACGUGACGAAAAGAAAAGUGAAGAUAGACGUGCUCGUCGUUCACAUUCUAAAUCUCCUCAUCGUUCACGACAUUCAAAUCGAAGAGCUCAUCAAAGAAAUCCUGAUGCAUCUAGUGAUUAUCGUGGUCAUCGUAAAAAGUCCAGAUCACCUCAUGGGAAAGAAUCCAGAUCGCCGUCGCCCCACUCCUCCAGACAUCGAUCUAAGGAUCAUUCUCCAGCUAACAAAUCGUCUUAUCAUAGAGACCGACCACGAGCUGAUCAUAUUUCACCUAAAAGGUAUUCUCAUGGUUCAAGUAGUCCAAAUUACGAAAGUAAACGACUAAAAGAUCUUCCUUCAGAACCUAUUGUGGGCGAUAUCUAUCGUGGUAGAGUUACAAAUGUGCUAGCAUUUGGAGCUGUUGUUCAGUUAGAUGGACUUCGUAAGAGAUGGGAAGGUCUGGUGCAUAUUUCUCAGCUACGUCAAGAAGGUCGUGUAGCCAGCGUUGGCGAUGUUGUUAGUCGUAAUCAAAAGGUCUGGGUAAAAGUUAUCUCGUUCACAGGUACUCGAACUGGUCUUAGUAUGCGUGAGGUGGACCAAGAGACGGGUGCUGAUUUGAAUCCUUCACGCUUACCUGAGAAGAAAUCCAAUAAUUCUAGUGAAUCGUUAGAUAAAGAUAAAAUACGUCUCGUAGAUGAAGAGGAUAUCGAUGGUGUUCGGAAUCCUGAUCGUCCUGCAGCUAACUCUGGACCAGGAUUUUUCGGUAGACGCAAAGAAAUGGGAUUUGAGGAAGACAUUGAAUCUGGUCCCAAACGAAAGGUUCAACGAAUUAGUAGUCCAGAACGCUGGGAAUUAAAACAAAUGAUGUCAGCUGGUGUAAUUGAAAAGACAGAAUUACCUGAUUUCGAUGAAGAGACUGGACUUUUACCACGUGAAGAUGAAGAAUCUGACGAAGAUAUUGAAAUCGAACUUGUUGAAGAUGAACCACCAUUUCUUAAGGGUCAUGGUCGACAUGCGAUGGAUUUGUCUCCAGUUAGAAUAGUCAAGAAUCCAGACGGAUCAUUGCAACAAGCUGCCAUGAUGAGACAAGCUCUACAAAAGGAAAGACGUGAAAUGAAACAACAAGAAAGACAAAACCAAGUAACAGCUGAACGAGAGACUGCUCCUGAACGGAUGGGUAAAGAUUGGCAUGAUCCAAUGGGGUUUACUUUGGACAAUGAACCACAGUUUUCAGGUUCACGUUCAACUGACCAGUUUAAAGAUGUACCGGAAUGGAAACGUGCUGUUCAAGGGGGUACAAGAACUGGAGCUGUUGGUAAAAAGAUUGUACGAUCUAUUCUUGAACAGCGUCAAGCCUUACCCAUAUUCAGACUAAAAGAUGAGCUAAUGAAGGCAGUGAAUGAUAAUAAAGUAUUGAUUGUUAUUGGAGAAACUGGUAGUGGGAAGACUACCCAAAUAACACAAUAUCUAGCUGAAGCAGGUUAUGUCAACACUGGUCGCAUUGGAUGCACUCAACCACGUCGAGUAGCAGCUAUGUCUGUAGCUAAACGAGUAUCUGAAGAAUUUGGUUGUCGUCUAGGGCAAGAAGUUGGUUAUACAAUACGUUUUGAAGAUUGUACUGCACCAGAGACAAAAAUCAAAUACAUGACAGAUGGUAUGCUGUUACGUGAAUGCCUUAUUGAUCCGGAUUUACGCCAAUAUUCAGUAAUUAUGUUGGAUGAAGCACAUGAACGAACAAUACAUACAGAUGUAUUAUUUGGUUUAUUGAAAAAAGCUAUUCAAAAACGAGAUGAUAUGAAGUUAAUUGUCACUUCAGCUACUCUUGAUUCAGUCAAAUUUUCUCAGUACUUUUUUGAAGCUCCUAUAUUCACUAUACCUGGUCGUACAUAUCCUGUUGAAAUAUUGUAUAGUUUAGAACCAGAAAAUGAUUAUCUAGACGCUGCACUCAAUACAGUUAUGCAAAUUCAUUUAACUGAACCUCCAGGAGAUAUAUUAGUAUUUUUAACUGGUCAAGAAGAAAUCGACUCUGGUUGUGAACUUCUUUAUGAACGUAUGAAAGCUUUAGGCUCUGAAGUACCUGAAUUAAUCAUUUUACCAGUUUAUGCAGCUUUACCAUCUGAAAUGCAAUCGAGAAUUUUUGAUCCUGCACCUCCAGGCUCCCGUAAAGUAGUGAUUGCUACAAAUAUUGCUGAAACAUCUUUAACAAUUGAUGGAAUUUAUUAUGUUAUUGAUCCAGGUUUUGUAAAACAAAAAGUGUACAGUAGUAAAUCUGGUAUGGAUCAACUUAUUGUCACACCAAUUUCACAGGCUCAAGCUAAACAACGUGCUGGACGUGCAGGUCGUACAGGUCCUGGAAAAUGUUAUCGUUUGUAUACUGAAAGAGCCUACAGAGAUGAAAUGUUAGCGACCAAUGUACCAGAGAUUCAAAGAACAAAUCUAGCAAGUACAGUUUUACAGUUGAAAGCCAUGGGUAUAAAUGAUUUAUUGUCAUUUGACUUUAUGGAUCCUCCCCCAUUACAGACACUUGUCGCUGCUAUGGAAACUUUACAUGGUUUAUCUGCUCUGGAUGAUGAAGGACUGUUGACACGUCUUGGAAGAAGGAUGGCUGAAUUUCCUCUUGAACCAAUGCUUUCUAAAAUGUUAAUUAUGUCAGUGCAUUUACAAUGUUCUGAAGAAGUAUUAACUGUCGUUUCAAUGUUAUCUGUUCAAAAUGUUUUCUAUCGUCCUAAGGAGAAAACUGAAUUGGCUGAUCAACGUAAAGCGAAAUUUCAUCAACCUGAAGGUGAUCACCUUACUCUAUUGGCUGUAUACAAUGCAUGGAAGAAUAAUAAAUUCUCUGCACCAUGGUGUUACGACAAUUUUCUGCAAGCAAGAACAUUAAAACGUGCUCAAGAUGUACGCAAACAAUUGCUUGGUAUUAUGGACAGACAUAAACUUGAUGUAGUUUCAUGCGGUAAAAAGACUGCAUUAGCACAGAAAGCAAUUUUGUCUGGAUUCUUUCGUAAUGCUGCAAAGAAAGAUCCACAAGAAGGUUAUCGUACGCUGGUUGACCAACAAGUUGUUUAUAUUCAUCCAUCAUCUGCAUUAUUUAAUAGACAACCGGAUUGGGUUGUUUAUCAUGAACUAGUUAUGACUACUAAAGAGUAUAUGCGUGAAGUAACCACAAUCGAUCCAAGAUGGUUAGUAGAAUUUGCACCGAAUUUCUUCAAAUUUGGCGAUCCAACUAAAUUAUCACGUACUAAAAAGUCAAUGCGAAUUGAACCAUUGUUCAGUAAAUUUGAAGAGAAAGAUUCAUGGCGUAUUUCACGUGUUCCAAGGAAAUUUCAUGUUAAAGUUACAUUUUAAUAUUUAUUUAACUAACUUAUUGUUGUUCAACUUGUGUUUCAAUAUAGUAUUUUGUUUUUCUCUUAAACAAAUACUUAUUUAUUUAUUUUGUACAGAUGUCAAGUGUAUUUUUAAGAAUUCACAUAAUUUACUAUUUAAAUCCUUAAUGGGAAUGAUUGUGAAAUGUAACAGCGUCGUUGUCCUGUUUUUUCUCUUUUAAUACUGCUUCUUUCCUUUUUUUUACAGAAGGAUCAGUAUACUAUUUGUAUUUUAUUAUUUUACCUAUGUAAUCGACUUGAAUUUGUAGUAAAAAUAUGUAUAGUUUUUCGUUGGUUUCAUAUUUUGGUGUUUUAGUGAUCAUACUCUGUGCUAAAGUUUUGUCUUAGUUAUAUGGGCAUGAACUUUGUGUAUUCUCACAUAGUUCUUUGUUGUCUUUUGUUUAUCUUGUUGUGAAUAGUGUCGCUAUUCAACACAAAUUUAAGAAGUUGAAUUUUAUUGACAUA